ACACAGGCAGACUGCGAACGGGAGCAAGAGAGGGAGGGGGAGAGCAGCCACUGUGCACCCUGAAUGAGAGAACGCAGGAGGGAGGGACUCAUGCUGACAUGAGGGAGGAUUAAGUGAGCUCUCUGGAGUUGGAAAGCACCAGAAAACAGCUGUGAGGCAGCACGCAAGCCCAGAGCCCUCGCUACGCUACAGGAACGGAGGGAACCCCCCCCGCCCCAACCCCAUCAUCACCGCCACCUCCUCACUCACACCAGGAUGAAGUGAGCCAAGAAGACUCGGUUUGCGACUUUGCAUGGAGUUGGUGGUCUGAGAAGCAAAUGGGGGCAGCUCAUGGAAUGCAGAGGUGCGACCGCCCACAGGUAGAGGAGUGAAGGCUGAUAAACAGUGAUCUGGCACUUGUCUUCAUCAAAGCUCCUCUUACCCUUCUGCCAAAAAACGAGAAGAUCCGGAUAUGGCAUAUCAAUCAGCUUGAACCGUCAGCCAGCGAGCGGUUCGGUACGCGUACGCGAGUGUAUGGCUACACUAACUGAACUGGACAGACUGCUGACUCCAAUCCAUCUUGAAAUCCUUGCCUGGUCUGCUACUGGAAGCUAGGUCUCCUUUUAAACGAAAAAGAAAUCUGAAGGUUUGCAGUGCAUGGAAGGGAGAUCAGAGAGAUGGUGCUCCGACAGACGAGCUGAGGUGGUCGUGAUUAUGGGAUGAGAGUGACCGCUUCACCUGAAAUCCACCCGAAUCCUUGGCCCAGGACCUCUGAGAGGCUUACACACAGACCAGUUUGAUCUCCACACUCCACACCACAGUGCUGCAAAACUCAAGCUAACUAGCGGAGCCAAGCGACAUGGAGUUUCCAGACUGGAUAUACAGAACAUGAGCCCCGCAGGUCUGCCCAUGUCCAGCGGCAUCCGGACGGCACAAUGACCUGCGCUCAGGGCGUGGCUGGUCUGGUGACACUGAUUUGGUCCCUGUCGUGGCUGGCUGAGGGCAGCUGCCCUGCUGGGUGUCUGUGUGCCUCCGACAUCGUGAGCUGCGGAGCACUGGGUCUGGACCAGCUGCCUGCAGAGCUGCCUGCUUCUGCUGCCACCCUGGACCUCAGCCAUAACCGACUGGUGCAACUGGAGGACGCCGCCUUCUCAGGGCUUCCCCGGCUGGAGAGCCUCCGCCUGUCGCACAACCGACUGUCUCGCAUCUCCCCAGGCACCUUCCGCAAUGCCACCACCCUGAGGCACCUCGACCUGUCCUCCAAUGAGCUGCACGUGGUGGAGCAGCACUACUUCCAGGAGCUGGUGGGCCUGGAGGAACUGCUGCUCUUCAAUAACCGCAUAGUGCGUGUGGAGAGCAAAGCCCUGAGUAGCCUCAGCCGUCUGCGCAGAGCUUAUCUCAGCCACAAUCGGCUCACUGACUUCCCCUUCUUCUCCAUCCAGGAGCACAGUCACCCUUUCCUCGCCACACUGGACCUGUCCUCCAACCGCAUGUCCAAGCUACCUAUGGAGGACAUCGCCGCACUGCCAACAUCUGUGCAGAGUGGCCUGUUCCUCCAUAACAACACGCUCAUCUGUGAAUGCUCUAUGUACAGCAUGUUCCGGCACUGGGAGCAGAAGGACUUCGGCUCAGCAAGGGACUACCGUGAGGACUACACGUGCCUGGUGUAUGGGGAGCGCCGGGCCUCAAUUCGCUUCUUUCAGCACGGACGCUUCUUCGAGAACUGUACCCUCAGAGUACAGGGCCUGCUGGGAGAGCCUAAGAACAGUCUCCAGGCAUUCGUUGGGGAGGCCGUGCUCCUCCACUGCCAAACUUCACUGCAGGGUCGCACCCUGUCCUACCUGUGGGUCUCUCCAAACCAGGAGUACAUCGCUCCACCGGGCAACAAUGACACCUUGCGCAUGUUCUCCAAUGGCAGCCUGGAGAUCAUUGCAGCAAAGGCUGAGGACUCAGGCGUGUACUGGUGCAUGGCACUGGACAGGCAGCAGCAACGCAAUGAGACACGGGAAGUGAACGUGACUGUGGUGACCCGGCGAAUUGUCGUAGAACCCUUUAACACGGGUUUCACUACUUUGCUGGGCUGUGUGGUCAGCCUGGUGCUAGUGCUCAUGUACCUAUACCUGACACCCUGUCGUUGCUGGUGCCGCAAGCAGCCGCCACCAGGUACCCCAAGUCCAGCCAACGAGUGCAGUGCACAGUCCUCCAUCCUGACGCCCACCCCACCAGCCACCACUGAGGGGCCUGGACGCAAGGUUGGCAACAGCAAGCAUGUGGUCUUCCUGGAGCCCAUCAAGGAGGUGCAGAAUGGCCGGCUCAGGUCCACACAAGGCCCCGAGCACCCAAAACUUCAGCAGCUCCGUGGGGACAAUGACUCCAUCACCUCAGUCUUCUCGGACACCCCCAUUGUGCCCUAGCAGUGGCCAAGUCUCACACACAAUGACAUUGAGAAGAAUUCUACUCCCUGGGGGAGGUAGAUAAUGCGCAUUCCUAAGAGAUGGACUGGACUGCAGGGACAUUCUGGGACAUGGCCGGACCAUUAGGUGAGACGAAUGAAGCUUGGGGAGUAUUUACACAAAAUUACUAAGCAGGGUAAAGAUGCCCCUUUUAGCAGCUCAAGCCAUUAGAAAUAGAUAGUUGCCUUGUACCUAUGUCUUGCACACACAACACCCGACUGCACCCGUAAGUCAGGUGAUUAGACAGAAAAAACAUAGAUUUAAAUACCUCUGCAAGAAUAGAUUUUAGGUUGCUGCAUAAAGCAUAUUUAUUAUAGCCAACCUUAUUCAGGGGUUUACCAUAAACCCCAUUUUUACCCAUUUAAAGCUUUUUCACUGACAGAUUCUAUGAGCAAGCAAAAAAAAAAAAAAAGGGAAAGAUAUGUGUAAAUGUCAGGAAGUAGCUUAUAUUGUAAAUCUUUGGAUUUAGUAAAGACAGGCAUUGAUCCGUCUGACAUGAGGGAAUUGUGCAGGUUCUGCACUUUAUGGAAGUGGUGGCUGUUGAACAAGUUUGCUAUUGACAUUCAGCUUUCCGGGCUUUGCCUUGUAAAUCUGCAUGGAUAAGGCUGAUCACUAAGCCAACUUGGCUGUUGAUUGGAAACAGGACUGAGUGAAGAAAAUUGAACUGAACAAUGUCAGACCACCCUGCCACUACUGAUACUUGUCAGUAUCCUUUUUUUCAUUCAACCUUAAAUAAAAAAAAAAAAUAACAAUAAAGUAAAAAAAGCUGCAAUGACCUCAAAAGUAAAGAUCUGCAUUGUUAUUGUUAGGGAGAUGACAUGCGCAUGUGGCGCUGAAAAAUAUCAGUCAGCACAGUUCUUUGUGUUUAAGUAUUUAAUUUGAUGCACCAAUCUCUUUGUGUGUCUGUGUCUCUCUUUAAAUUGUGCAGAUUUUUUGCUCCAUGUUACUUUUUACCCUAAAUUUUCUUAAAUUUGCAUUGUUCUGUAAUAUACUGUCCUCCAAUAUUUCCACAUUUUUAUAAUCUUUGACUUUAGGCUUAACAAUGACAUUAGUCUGAAACAGACAUCAGCUCCAAGAGACAAAAUAUCAAAAGCAAAAUUUACUGAAAGAUGGGUCGGCCAGAAGAGCUUCCUAAAUCACAUG
Scleropages formosus (Asian bonytongue) is the source of this 3575-nucleotide messenger RNA. It is a transcript of the gene amigo3, whose product is annotated as adhesion molecule with Ig-like domain 3. Gene Ontology annotation, biological process: brain development. Gene Ontology annotation, molecular function: protein binding. The coding region runs from base 915 to 2393 and encodes 492 amino acids. The transcript has 2 exons. The record is from RefSeq and is a predicted model, not a curated record. NCBI's taxonomy places the organism in Eukaryota, Metazoa, Chordata, Actinopteri, Osteoglossiformes, Osteoglossidae. Gene Ontology annotation, cellular component: membrane.